ACUUCAGCAAGACGUGCAGACUCGUUGGAAUAGCACAUUCUACAUGGUGCAGUCUCUGAUUGAGCAAAAUGGGCGAUUGGAGUAUAUGUGUCUGAAAACGAGCUCCCUGCCACUCUAACUUCAAACCAGUGGAAUCUUCUGGAGAAGAUUGUAAAUGUCUUGGCUCCCUUUGAAGAAAUGACUCGUCAAGUGAGUUCUUCAGAUGCUUUAGCCUCAGAUGUAAUUCCUGCUGUCACUGUGCUACAGAGACUGUUGCUGAAACAAAUGAAUGAGGACCACGGAAUCAAAACAAUGAAGAGCACUUUGCUUGAUGCUUUGCAGAGGCGCUUUUCCAACAUGGAGCAAAACCCACUUUACUGCAUUGCAAGUUUACUUGAUCCGAGGUAUAAAGAUCAAUUCUUCUCCAACACAGACACUGCCAGUCAGGCCAAAGAAAUGUUGAUACUGGAGCUGCAAAAAAUGUCUGUGGGAGAGACAGCCACACCUGAGACACAUAUGGCGCACCAGCUGACAAAAGGUCUCACUGCGACAAGCCAGGUAGCAGUCUGGACAGUGUUUUUGAAGAAAUUGCAGAUGGAUGUGCAUCUGCAUCUGAGAGCAGAGCUCCAGCAGCCAUCACCAUACAGCUGGAAGCAUACCUUGGAGAGACCACUGUGCGUCGUUCAGAGAAACCCUUCAUGUACUGGGCAGUUAAUAAUCUGCGAUUUCCUGCUCUGGCUCAAAUGGCACAAAAAUAUCUUUCAGCCCCAUGCAGCAGUGUGGAAAGUGAAAGACUCUUCAGCUCAGUGUCACACAUUCUGACUGACAACAGAAGCAGGCUUGUAGCUGAACAUGCAGAGAUGCUUCUGUUCCUUAAAAAAAACCUGCCACUUACUUUUGAAAAAUAAUGCAAACUGAUUGACGGCCCAAAAAUUAUUGCAAAAGUAAAAACAUACUGUACAAAUGCUCUGAGGAACAUCCUUAGCUAAUGGCUUAUGAACACUUACACUUACAAUUAUUGUGUUGCU
Molecule: messenger RNA, 1007 nt
Organism: Sinocyclocheilus rhinocerous
Lineage: Eukaryota; Metazoa; Chordata; Actinopteri; Cypriniformes; Cyprinidae
Product: zinc finger BED domain-containing protein 4-like
Exons: 2
Coding region: 178-801 (207 amino acids)
Source: RefSeq, a predicted model, not a curated record